CCGGCUACCCACCAGCAGCUCCCACCUACCCACCCGCAACCCCUCCCCUGCUGUACACCACCUACGCUAGUCUUCUCAAGCACGCUGCCGUCACUACACUCAACGAGACCCUGAUAAAAUAUCUUCCGCAUUGUACUUGUUGGCAAUAAUAACGCUUGUGUCUUAAGUGCAGUAACUGUAAGUUACGAAAAGUUUACACAACAGGAAGCUGGAUGAAACUAUUUCACCAUUGUUACCGAUAGAAGUAAAAAAAAAAGUAACAUUGUACAGCGAAGCGUUGCUGGGAGAUGAUACUAGUUAGUCAAUGACGUACAGUUAGUUCUGGGGAGACUUCUGCAGUAAGUGCUCAGUUUUUGUUCCGCACUUCUGAAAAUGGCACACAAGAGGAUCGGGAUAGUCGGUUAUGGACAUUUAGGGAAAUACUUGACCAAGGCUGUGCUGGAGCGACCUGACCUUGACCUGGCCUUUGUCUGGAACCGUACAACCAUCCUGGAACCUGACCUGGAGGACAAGUAUAUAUGUCACAACCUUGAGGACUGUGGUCACUAUUCCCCAGAUCUGAUUGUUGAAGUAGCCCAUCCUGUCAUCUCUGAGCAGUAUGGGCCAAUGUUCCUGGGUUUGGCAGACUAUAUGGUUGGGUCACCAACUGCUCUAGCAUCCCAGGCAGUGGAAGACUCACUCCGGGCAUCAGCCACUACACAUGGCUUGUACAUACCAGCAGGAGCAUUUUGGGGAGCUGAAGACAUACUUAAGAUGGCUGACCGAGGAACCCUGAAGGCUCUAAAAGUUACAAUGACAAAACACCCAAGCUGCUUUAAACUUGAGGAAGACUUAAAAGCCAAGAAUGCACAAGUAUGUGGUAAUGAGGCGGUCACAUUGUACGAUGGGUCAGUACGUGGGCUGUGUUCCCUGGCGCCCAACAAUGUUAACACCAUGGCCGCUGCCGCUAUGGCUGCUCAUAACCUUGGCUUUGAUGGCGUACAAGGUUGUCUGAUUUCUGAUCCAAAACUGACAGAUUGGCAUAUUGUUGAAGUUGAAGUGACAGGCCCAAAGAUUGCUGGGAAAAAUUUCAGUGUAAAAACAAGUCGUAAUAAUCCUGCCGACCCUGGAGCCGUGACGGGCACUGCUACAUAUAGUUCUUUCCUGUCCUCUAUGGUUCGUGCUGGAGGUCAUGGACCAGGAGUUCAUUUAUGUUAACUUCCUUCAUAAGUACAGUCUUGACAUAAAUUCACUUCUCCUCACAGUAAUUUACAUAUUAAUCUGCUACAUACAGUGUAAUACACAUCCUGUUCCAGAGUACAUGUACUUACAUUUACACAUAUGUCCAGCCUAUGUAUUCACAUUUAUUCCUGCUUCAGAAGGGAUAUGUGAAUUGACAGUCAUAUGAACUAACGUAUGCACAGCGGUAACACAAUGUAGUUACAGUAUAGGCCAAUUUCUAGGAAAACUGUGUUUCACGAGCAUCUGCAUAAUAUGCAAUAUUUUUUCUUUCCUGAUGAAACUAAUGUCAUUUUAAAGUGCCAAGAUGGUGGUAAACAGUUAUUUGUGAAAGGUUAUUAUAAGGCUCCGGAUUACUGUGAAAUAACUUGUAGUUUGUUGAAGACCUUGCCUUCUCAUCAGCAUUUUGCAUUGAAUUUAAAUCUUACAUCAGAUUUAAUUCAAUUGUUUCAAGUCCUUAAUUUAAGUACUUUUUAAGUAAACUCAAUAUUGUCUCAGAGAAGUUGAAAGUUAUUUCUUACUUGAAAGAGUCACAGUUUGCUAAUUUCGAAGAUCAUUUGCCAUUUUAUUUUGCACGGGCAUUUGCAAUACCAAGUUUAACCAUUCCCACUAUUGUGUUAAUUCUGGCAGUGAUAUUUUUGUUUUGUUAUUAUAAGUCAGUAUCUUCCAAGUUGAACAUUGUACAUAAUAUACAGUAAAAUGUUGAUUUAAAGAGAUUCAA
Messenger RNA from Homarus americanus (American lobster), 1939 nucleotides. RefSeq names its product putative L-aspartate dehydrogenase. Gene Ontology annotation, biological process: NAD+ biosynthetic process. The coding region runs from base 373 to 1197 and encodes 274 amino acids. NCBI's taxonomy places the organism in Eukaryota, Metazoa, Arthropoda, Malacostraca, Decapoda, Nephropidae. Gene Ontology annotation, molecular function: NADP binding; L-aspartate dehydrogenase [NAD(P)+] activity. The record is from RefSeq and is a predicted model, not a curated record. The transcript has 6 exons.